Messenger RNA from Oryza sativa Japonica Group (Japanese rice), 1471 nucleotides. The record is from RefSeq and is a predicted model, not a curated record. NCBI's taxonomy places the organism in Eukaryota, Viridiplantae, Streptophyta, Magnoliopsida, Poales, Poaceae.
AUGUCCAGAUCAAUUAGGAAUGGAGGGAGUAUUGUUUAUGACAAAGCUGUCCAGGUAUUACAUGGCAAAAAGGAUGAGUUGCAUGAUAUAUUUGAGAGUGCACUCAAGUCCAGUGAUUUGAAGGGUCUGCAUGCUGAAUGCCUUACGGAUAUGUGGAUUGGCAGAGACAGAUUUGCUUUCAUUGAUCUGAGUGCAGGGCCAUUUGCCUGGGGCCCUGCUGUUGGUGGGGACGGUGUUCGUACUGAACUUAGUCUACCCAAUGUUGCAAAGACUAUUGGGGCUGUUGCAGAAGUUACAGAAGAAGAGGCUGAAGCUAAAUUACAAGAUACAAUAGAGAGAUUCUCAUCUUUUGGCGAGAAUUACCAUGCAGUAGAUAUCCUAUUGGCAGAGAUUGAUGUAUACGAACUUUUUGCCUUCAAGCAUUGUGUUGGAAGAAGGGUACAGCUUGCCCUUUGCAAAGAACUUGAUGAGAGAAGGCAUGAUCUGAAAAGUGAACUGGAGGGUUACAAUACUGGAGAUUCGGAUGAUAUUAAUAAGAAGAAAGCUCUUGAUGCAUUGAAUAGGAUGGAAAAGUGGAACUUAUUUAAAGAUGUUCCAGAGGAACAUCAUAGUUACACUGUGGCUCGUGAUUCAUUCCUCGCACACCUUGGUUCCGUGUUAUGGGGCUCUAUGAGGCAUGUAAUUGCUCCUUCUGUUUCUCAUAGGGCUCACCAUUACUAUGAUAAGUUGUUGUUUCAGUUGUACUUUGUGACACAAGAGAAAGUCAGGAACAUAAAGCAGUUGCCUGUUAAUGUAAAAUCAGUCACAGAGGGCCUUAGUUCUGUGCUACUACAAUUCCAGAAGCCAAUGUUCAGUCAACACAUGUUGUCGUUAUCAGAGGAUCCAGCCUUGAUUAUGGCAUUUGCAAUGGCGCGUCGUGCAGCUGCAGUCCCACUUCUGUUGGUUAAUGGUUUCUCUAAGUCAACAGUCCAUACAUAUCUUGAUUCUGCCAUUCUCCAACAUCAGCUACAGAGGUUAAGCGAGCACAACUUGCUCAAAGGUAUGCACAUUUUAGUUGCCUGGGAGAGGCUCAAUUAGCCAGUCAUCUUAGUUGCCUGGGAGAUUUGGAAACAUAGAAAUGAUUGUGUUUUCCAUGGAGCUACCCCUAGCGUGUUUGUGGUAAUCCAAGCUAUAGUUAACGAGGGUGCAGUUUGGUGCUGGGCAGGAGAUUCAAAGCUCCCAGAGCUGUUUGCUAGCCUGUACCUUUAGAGGUCGAAGUUCGUGUUUAGUGUUGUGUGUGCGUGUGGUUUUUUUUUUCUUUCGUUUUGUAAGACCUUGGUGGGUGGGUGCUGGGGUUGGCUAAUUCCUGCACCUCUCGCCUCUUUCUUUUUUUUUCCUGCUUGAUGAAACGAUGCGCAGAUAUCAUGCGUAUUCGUAAAAAAUGGUAUGCACAUUUUCUUUGCUUUUCAUGAUAUAGGACAAGUUCUGCAUA